AUGUCGGCGCGCGAGGACCGCCCGUCGGCUCAAGAUGCCGAGCGCGCCCUCGCCUCGCUGCUGUUCGCCAUGAAGCAGCAGGCCUCGUCCCCCGUGACCCAAGCCCAGCCGCACCACUCGUCGCCCGCCAUGAGCGCACCCGCGACCCACGCCCACUCGUCGCCGGCCUACACCCCUGCCGCCGGGUCCUCGGCCGCACCGACGCCCGCCGCCGCCGCCGCCGCGACGACUACGACCACCGCCCUCAGCAGCCAGAUGAACACCCAGGAGCUCCUCUUGGCCCUCCUCGGCCAGGCCAUGGCCGCGCAGCAGGCCGCCGCCGGCUCGGCUGCCCCUCCCUCGACCACGAGCGCCCUCGCGACGUCCACCCCGUCCUCGUCGUCGACCGCCGCCAUCCCCCCGAGCCACGCCAGCUCGGCCCACCCGCCGCCAGGCUCGGUCUACCACCCUCAGCCGACUCGCUCCGGCCGCAUGCCCCAAGCCCCGACCAACGACUCGUCGGUCGACCCGGCGACGCUCCUGUUCAACAACUACUUCGACUUUCCCUCGAGCGACGACGAGGACGACGACCCCGACUUUGACCCCGAGGCGCCCGUCGACGACUUUUGGGGCAGCCUUCUCGCCGGCGACAAGGGCGACGGCGCCCUCACCGAGGACGAGGGCGACUGGGGCAUGGGCAGCGGCGGCGUUGGUGCGGGAGGGGCAGCGGGACCCGGUGGCGCGAGCGGCGCGGGCGGCCUCACGAGCGAGGAGUUUGCCAAGGAGCUCGCGCUCCUCACGACGGGCCUCGACGACGAGCUCCCGUCCGCGAGCGCGCUCGGCGCCUACGCCCCGGGCACGCGCACCUCGCCGCGCCGCGCACGGCCUGGCGUCAGCCCGCUCGGCCACCCGGCGUCGUCCUCGUCGCCCGUGUCGGCUCCGCCACCUCGCACGUCGAGGAAGCGCCCGCGCAGGGCCGGCGCGCCGCUCUCGCCCGUCCUCGAGGACGCCUUCCCGCUCCUGCCGCCACCACCUCCUCCUCCGCCGCCGCCGCCGCCGCCGCAGCAGCAGCAGCGCGCAUCCCCUCCCACCUUCACAUCGCUCCCUCCUGCUCCUCCCACCUCUACAUCGUCGACCGCUCCUCUCGCCGCCCCCGCCGUCGAGAACGACCCGCCGCCCGUCGACGCGCCGCCUCCCUCGGACGAGCCGCCGGCCAAGCGGCUCAAGUCGCGCGCCAAGUACACGCCCGAGGAGGCCAAGCAGCGCCGCAAGGAGCAAGAGGCGGCGCGUGCGGCCCGACGACGCGCCGAGGCCAAGGAGGAGAAGGUGCGCGCCGAGGGGCGCGCAGAGCAGCUCGAGCGCGAGAACGAGGAGCUGAGGGGCAGGUGCGGCGCGCUUGAGGGCAGGGUCAGGGACCUCGAGGGCGAGGUGCUGCGCCUGCGGCGCGAGCGCGAGCGCGCAGCGUUGCAGCCGCCGCCGCGGCAGGACGGCGACGACGAGUCGUCGGACGGCGGCGAGUACCAGGUCCAGAGCUCGGACGAGAGCUCGUCGGACGAGUCGGACGACGACCCGGACGAGGCGGCGCAGGACGCGGCCGCCUACCUGCGCGACGUCGCCGCCGAGCUCGACUCGCUCACGGCCGACCCGCUCCGGGCGGCGACGACGGCCGCCGCGACGACGCCGUCGGGCGGCGCGGCAGCAGCGACCGCGGUCGAGGGUGCUGCCGUCGCUCCUGCGCCCAUGCUCGACCUCGCGAGCCUCGGCAGCGACGGCCUGUCGCAGCUGCUCGCCAUCGUGCACUCGGCGGCCAAGGCGCAGGGCAUCCCGCUCGACGGCGCUCAGACCCCUCGCGCAUAG
This is a messenger RNA of Rhodotorula graminis WP1, 1836 nucleotides long. RefSeq lists its product as uncharacterized. Bases 1 to 1836 code for a protein of 611 amino acids. The transcript has a single exon. The record is from RefSeq and is a predicted model, not a curated record. NCBI's taxonomy places the organism in Eukaryota, Fungi, Basidiomycota, Microbotryomycetes, Sporidiobolales, Sporidiobolaceae.